GCGCAUGCGUAUAAGAGAUCUCUUCGUGAGGAUAUGCCUUUCUUGGUCGCAGUUGAUAUUUAACUUCCGUAUAUUUACAUUUUACUAUAAAUUGUAUGUUGCUCAAUAGAAUUGCAAAUUUCAGCCUCGUUGGAAGUUUAAACAAACAAGGAGGACCAUUCACUUUCUAAGUUACGGCCUCCCCAAUACGCUCACGUAUACUACCCACGGAGGGAAAGUUGUGUAUCUCUUGGGAAAUACGCCAAUCUACAGCUACAUGCAAAUAAGUACGGGUCACCUCACUAUGGUUAGGUAGCACGUUGGUCUUUGAGAUAUUCAGAUAUACAGGUUUCUGCUGCUGUGCGAAGUUCCCACAAACGCCAAGGAGAAUCAAGGAGAAUGAACGCCGAUUCAGUUGUUAUCGUUUCUGCGGCAAGGACCCCCAUUGGGUCCUUCAACGGUGUCCUGUCAAGCGUACCUCUAUCCGACUUGGGUGCUGCUGUGAUCAGGGAGGUCCUGCAACGAGCCUCGGUGAAACCCGAUGACGUGUCCGAGGUCGUCAUGGGACACGUUCUGACUGCAGGCCAGGGCCAGAACCCAGCACGCCAGGCCGGUGUGGGGGCGGGCAUCCCAUAUGCCGUUCCUGCCUGGAGCUGCCAGAUGGUGUGUGGUUCGGGCCUCAAGGCCGUGUGGCUGGGAGCCCAGGCGAUUCUCACUGGGGAGGCGACGGUGGUGGUGGCUGGGGGCAUGGAGAACAUGAGCAGGGCCCCGCACUUAGUCCACAUGCGAGCUGGAGUGAAAAUGGGUGACGCUAACCUGCAGGACUCCAUCGUCUCAGAUGGGCUGACCGACGCGUUCCACAGCUGCCACAUGGGGAUCACAGCGGAGAAUGUGGCCAAGCAGUGGGCUGUGAGCCGUGACGAUCAGGACAAGUUCGCAGUCUCCUCCCAGAAUCGAACAGAGGCCGCCCAGAUAGCCGGGUAUUUUGACCAGGAAAUCGUACCGGUAACCGUUCCAUCCAGAAAAGGACCGGUUGAGGUGAAAAUAGACGAAUUUCCCCGACAUGGCAGCAACCUAGACGCCAUGUCCAAACUGAAGCCAUACUUUGUGAAGGAUGGAACGGGGACUGUGACAGCUGGAAAUGCAUCAGGGAUCAAUGAUGGAGCUGCUGCCACGGUUCUCAUGUCUCUUUCUGAGGCCAACCGUAGGGGAUUGAAGCCAAUGGCUAAGAUCAUGUCCUGGGCUCAGGUGGGCCUAGACCCAGCGAUUAUGGGUACUGGUCCCAUCGCUGCCAUUAGGAAGGCGGUCGAGAAGGCUGGAUGGCAGCUGGAUCAGGUGGACCUGUUUGAGAUCAACGAAGCCUUUGCAGCACAGUCGGUUGCUGUAGUCCGGGAGCUUGGCUUAAGCCAGGACAAGGUGAACAUCAGUGGUGGUGCCAUCUCACUGGGCCACCCCCUGGGCAUGUCGGGGUGCCGCAUCCUGGUGACGCUCCUGCACGCUCUACAAAGGACUGGUGGCCGGAGGGGUGUGGCCGCACUCUGUGUGGGAGGGGGGAUGGGCGUGGCCAUGUGUGUGGAGAGAGCCUGAAGAUACCCCGUUUCACUGCUAGACGGUUUAAGACAUUCCGCCAGUCAUUCGGUAUUACAGUACAGUUACUGAGUUAGUCUUCCAUAAAGUGCCAAAAAAACACACACAUACCUUAUUACAGAAAGUUGUGGAAUAUAUAGGGAGUCUGAACAGUCUAAUGUAAAAUCAGUGUGAAAACUGGAAUUGUUUACAGUAUAUCAAGCCUGUGAUGUAGUUACAGCAACAGUUACUAGCUGGACAAAUAGGGUUCAGUUAAUACGAUGAGAAAUCACUAACUGCGUGUAAGAAUGGUCAGGAAUAAUUUGUUAUAUAUAUAUUCACACACACACACACACACACACACACAAACAAAUGCUUUUACUGUAUUGCUCUGUACACCAUUAGCAAUAAAAUGUCAUGGACCAUAUGGUGAGUGCUGUGAUGUUCAGAUGGACACUUACCAAUGUGGGCAGGUUAAAUUUCCAGCUGCUUGUAGUACAAACCGCAUUGAAUCAGACUGUCAGUCUGUUUACCUCUAAGAAAAUGUCUGUAUACAGCAUAAGAUGUCCUUUGGCUGUAUUGUAUACCUGAUCUAAAAAAAAUGUAAGAAAUCUAACACACACACCACACAACGAAUACCGUCACGUAUUAAAUUUUAGACGCUGCUCAAUGGUGAGUUGUGCUAUUUUUAGAACAGGUCCACGGGCGACUCGUGGUCCUUGGGGGCAACCUGGUGCCCACAGGCACCAUACUGGUGACCCCUGGUCUAAAAACGAAGAUUUCCGCGAUAUUGCGACUCAGCAACCCACCGUGCUGCAAACAAGCGGAGGGAGAUUGAGAACGUGUCCAACGGCAACCCUUGGGUGUGGUACAGUCGAACCUCGUCACUACGUACCCCGGAUACAACGUUUUCAACGUGCAGGUUUCUAAUUCCCGUUUUUAGCCAAUGUAUUAUUCCAAUAGCAGCCAUUGUUUACAGCAUACACCCUUACAGCGUAAACUUCGAUACAACAGCCAAAUUUCUAGAGAAAAUACGAAAACUAACCAUCGUUACAACGUGCAGCGCUCUCCCCGCCCACCACAACUUGUGUUGCUACAUCUACUUGUAUCUACCGGAUCUUCGCCCGACAAUGCACAUUUGUCUAUUGCGUUGUAACUUCCCGCGUUAAAUGAGUUGCCUUGACCGAUCGUUAUCGGACUGCGUAGUAAUGGCUUGUUAAGCGUUGUGUGCGUAUUCUUUGUUUAUUAAACCUUGUGAAAUACCGGUCAUGCUGGUAAUUGUGAAUUCAGAAUAAUAAUGGAAGUAAAGGAUUUAAUUUGACCAAUAUUUCAUUAAUAUUUUCAGGCCAAAUGCCAAUUCGGAUGCGAAUGUUUAUUUUAAAAAUCCGUUGUGUAUUUUUGUUGCCGUUUAUUGCCGGCCGGAACUAAGUAAUCGUGAGUAAUUUAAGGAAAAUAUCAAGGAUCCAAAUGAGCUUUGUCGAAUUAUUUAACAGGUAAUAAUGUGUUUUUUGUUUUGUAGUCAAUUUAAGGGUCUGUUCUAUUAAAGUUUUAUCAUUUACAUGGA
Brienomyrus brachyistius is the source of this 3109-nucleotide messenger RNA. RefSeq names its product acetyl-CoA acetyltransferase 2 (gene acat2). Gene Ontology annotation, molecular function: acetyl-CoA C-acetyltransferase activity. Gene Ontology annotation, biological process: fatty acid beta-oxidation. Lineage: Eukaryota; Metazoa; Chordata; Actinopteri; Osteoglossiformes; Mormyridae. The record is from RefSeq and is a predicted model, not a curated record. Bases 379 to 1566 code for a protein of 395 amino acids. The transcript is spliced from 9 exons.